AUGUCUUCAUCAUCAAUUCUUCGACCUGAAAUUCUUGUUAUUGGUAAUCGGUGUUAUCGGAUUAAUCCAUCAUCUUUACCAAGUCUUGAAUCAAUUGAUAAUCAACAACAUCAAGCAUAUCGAGAGGAAGAAGAAGCAGACUAUUAUGCUGAUAAUCUAGAUGAUGAUGAACCAAGUUGUAAACUACAGCAAAAAAGUUCAACAAUUGAAGUCGAAGACAAACCUCUAAUUGGUAUUAUAAAAUUUUUUUCUUGA
Messenger RNA from Rotaria sp. Silwood2, 255 nucleotides. Lineage: Eukaryota; Metazoa; Rotifera; Eurotatoria; Philodinida; Philodinidae. The record is from the annotation of a GenBank genome assembly.